CUGCCUAGUCAAUGAUAUUGUUUGUCAUACACUGCUACGGCGUUAUUCACCGGUUCACAAUUUGUUGCGAUUUUAUCAUGAUUUCCUGUAAUUUAUUACAAAGAAUUAAUUAAAUACGCAACAUAAAACAUUUUUAACAAUCCAUUUUAUUUUAAUCAUUAUGGAUUAUAAAGAUGAGCAACACAAUGAAAUCGAAGCUUUGGAGUCAAUUUAUUGUGGAGAAUUGGAAAUUUUAGCUGUAGAACCAUUUUAUACAUUUUCCAUACCUAUUAAAACUGAAGAGUAUGAACCAGGUACUGGGAAUGGCCUCAGCUGUUCAUUGGAAUUUACAUAUACUGAAAAAUAUCCAGAUGAGUCACUUCUUAUAUCGAUAGAGGAACAUGAAAACUUCGGAGAAGGAAAUGCUGAGAAAUUAAAGGAACAUCUGAUGGAACAAAUGAAUGAAAACCUUGGAAUGGUCAUGGUAUUUACUUUAGUUAGUGCUGCUCAGGAGUGGCUUAAUGUACAGUGGGAUAAAAUUAAAUUGAAAAGAGAAGAGAGUGCAGCACAAAAACUCAGAGAAGAGGAAGAAGCAGAAAGAAAAAAGUUUGAGGGAACACGAGUUACGGUUGAAACAUUUUUAAGUUGGAAAGAAAAAUUUGAUGAAGAAAUGGGAUACACAAAAAGAAGAGAAAUGGCUGAGAGAGAAGGGAAAAAAUUAACUGGUAGAGAAUUAUUUAUGACUGACAAAACAUUGGAUCAGUCUGAUUUGAAGUUCUUAGAUGAUGAUUCUGUUAAAGUAGACGAAAGUCUGUUUCAAAAUCUUGAUGAUUUGGAACUAGAAGAUGACGAUGAUGACGAUCCUGAUUAUGAGCCAAACGUUUCUGACGAUAGUGCCUAAAUAAAUAUGCUAUAGUUCUCCACUAUUAUUUAUAAAAUAAUUUUUAUUCAUAGAAUGUUUAAAUACAUACUUAGUACUUAAAAGUAUUGUUUAAGUACUAAGUAGAGUUUAGAUGUCAGAUUGACAUGUUCGAAGCAAAUCUACCAAUGUAAAAUGAAUUCAUUAAAAUUUAUAACUGCCAUUUGCAUUUUGUAUAAUGGCUGAAAUUUUAUACAUAUAUGUAUGAAAGGGAAUAGAUAUAUUUAAUAAGAAAAAUAAUUUUUAUAAUUAUGUACAUAACUGAAUCUUUUUCAUAAAGCUUCGUUUAAUGAAUCCAAAAUAAUCAUUUUUCUUGCACUUAUAAAUGUCCGAAACUAUCUUCAUUCGAAUAUCGGAGCAAGAAUAUAAUGAAAUAAAUACACAUUAACGACCAUAAUUUAACAUUUAUUCAUAGCUUUAGUGUUUAAUGUAUACAUUCAGUAACAAAUUCUAAUGAGCACAUAGUUGCAUUUAAGUUGCAUAACUUGAAUUCCUCUCGUUCUAGAUAAUAUGCAUAUAUUAAUACAGAGAUGAGAAAUGGCUAGCGGGACGACAGGGACAAGGGAAGUACAUACUGGUCUUUAUUGUUCGCCGUCACGUGUUGCUAUAUGGUCUUGGUAUGUGACGUUUUCGACCAAUAAGCGUGUUUGUUUUUGUGAUUGUAUUAGGUCUACUAGAAAUAACCAUAGGAAAUAAUGUGAAAAUAUCUAAUCGGACUCGUAUUAAUUUUUUUAGCCAUUUUUCACCUUUGUAAUAGUAUAAUCUGAUAUAAUUCAGAAUAAUUUAGAAGAGAGGUGUUUUGUUAUAUUUGUCACGUGAUAGUAAUAAUCAAAUCCAUGUUGUUCAUCAAAGUUUCUAUUUCAUGGAACAUAUAGGAAUCUUGUGACAGAAUUUUUACUUUUGUAUAUUUACUUAACUUAAAAGUGACAAUUACAAUACAGUACAAAAAACACGGUUUUUACAAUGUUGCCUUUCUAUCUUUUUUCCUUGAUGACAGUGUUUGUUAAUGCAAUAUAAGACCAUGAUAAAAUCGAACAAACGAAGUGACAAUUUACAUACAUACA
Molecule: messenger RNA, 1962 nt
Organism: Bombus terrestris (buff-tailed bumblebee)
Lineage: Eukaryota; Metazoa; Arthropoda; Insecta; Hymenoptera; Apidae
Product: RWD domain-containing protein 1
Exons: 4
Coding region: 161-880 (239 amino acids)
Biological process (GO): cytoplasmic translation
Molecular function (GO): protein binding
Source: RefSeq, a predicted model, not a curated record